This is a messenger RNA of Insectozyma verbasci, 1422 nucleotides long. The record is from the annotation of a GenBank genome assembly. Lineage: Eukaryota; Fungi; Ascomycota; Pichiomycetes; Serinales; Debaryomycetaceae.
AUGUCAUUAACAAAACAAGUUGUUAUUAUUGGUGGUGGGAUAUCAGGUUUAAAAACAUUCACGACCCUUCAAGAACAUAUCAACCCAGAUAAAAUAUUAAUAAUUGAGGCAGAUAAUAGACUAGGUGGUCGUUUAAAGUCUACAAAUCCAAAAGAUUCAAAAUUGGGAAUUAGUUAUGAUAUUGGAGCUUCUUGGUUUCAUGAUAGUUUAAACAAUAUAUUACUUGAUGAUUUAUUGGCUGAAAGAGUUGUGGGUGUUGAUGAUGUUUAUUAUGAUGAUAGAGAUGCUUCUGUCUAUGACUCAACCGGUGAGAUUGAUAUUGUUGGUUUGAAGUUGAAUAGGGUGUUGGAAGAUCUUGAAAAGUUUAUUGAGAUAUAUUAUCAUGAGGAUAUUAAUAGGGCUGACAUGUCAUUAAAAGACAUUUCUGAAGUGUUUAUUAAAAUGCAUGGAUUGUUAUUGAAUGGAAAGCAAAAAGAAUAUGCCGGUCGUAUGAUUAGAUAUAUGGAAUUAUGGUACGGUAUACCUUACGAUUUAAUAAGUGGUAAAUAUUCAAUUAUGGAUCAUCAAGGACGUAAUUUAUUAAAUAAAGAGACAUACAGUGAGAAUCUACUCAAAUGGAUCAUUUCUAAAAUUCCAAAUUCUUCAAUUCGUUUAAAUGAUCCCGUCACAUCAAGUAAACGAGGUAUCAAAGAUGGUAAACGGUGUUCUAUAAAAACUAAGAGUGGUCUAGUUGUCAAUUGUGAUUAUUUAAUUGUUACUGUUCCAUUAUCUAAAUUACAAGAUGAUUCAAUAAAUUGGAGUCCACCAUUACCGUCUAAUAUCUCAACGGCAUUAAAUUCAAUUCAUUUUGGAGCAUUAGGAAAAGUCAUAUUUGAAUUUCAAAACAUAUGGUGGGAUAACAAACAAGAUAGAUUUCAAAUAUUACCUAACAAAAUAGAAUCUCAAGUUCAUGAAAAAUUAACAAUCAUGCCUCAACCAUUCACGUACCCGAUCUUUGCUGUAAACUUUUCAAAAGUACAUAAUAUCAACAAAGGAAGUCUAGUCAUACUUACACAAUCACCACUUACUGAAUACCUUGAAUCAACUACUCCCGAAAACGUCUGGAAAUAUUAUAAACCAAUGUUGCAAAUUAUAGCAAUUAGUCAAAUUGAAGAUCCGAUAAAUAUAAUAACUACUAAUUGGACAAACAAUGAGUUUAUUAAAGGAUCUUAUUCUGCUUUACAUACUCAUGACGAUCCAUCUGAAAUUAUAAUCCAAUUAAGUAAUGAAAAUGAAGUUCCUAAUAUUGGAUUAGAUGACAAAUAUAUUAGAUUUUGUGGUGAGCAUACUAUUAGUGAUGGUGCUGGAUGUGUUCAUGGAGCUUAUAUGAGUGGAAUAAGAGAGGCUAACUACAUAUUAAAAGAUCUAAAUAUCCAAUUUUAA